Messenger RNA from Adineta steineri, 1056 nucleotides. Lineage: Eukaryota; Metazoa; Rotifera; Eurotatoria; Adinetida; Adinetidae. The record is from the annotation of a GenBank genome assembly.
AUGGAUGGUUCGAAUAAUACAUUUCAACCUCUUGUCAUACCAAGAGAUUCCGAGGGAUAUGUUAAAAGCUUUGCUCUCUCGAGUUAUAAUUGUUCUGAAGCUGUAGAAGCACGUGCAUUUUUCAAACAAUACGGUUUUGUAGUUAUUGCAAAUGUUUUUACUCCAGAGCAAUGUGCAACAACUAUCUCCGAUAUAUGGAAUGUAAUCGAAUCCUGUACUGGAAAAUCGUUGCGAAAUGAUGAAAAUCAAUGGAUUUCACAAAAUUGGUAUAGAACUGGUCUUGUACAAGAAGGUAUUAUUGGUAAUGCUAGUUUAUGGACACGACAAAUUUUACUAAAUCGACAGAUAUCAGCUUUGCAUGUUGCUUUUGCUGCUAUUUUAGAAACAGAAAAUCUUCUUGUUAAUCAUGAUCGUUAUGGAAUGUUUCGACCUGCAAAAGAACAUCCUAAACGUGCAACAAUGACCAAUCUUCAUUUAGAUAUGAAUCCAUGGAACUACAUUGAUGAUAAAGACAAUACGCAUCAAUUGGAAGCUCUUUCCGAAUUGCAAUAUAAAUCUGAUGAUGAUUGGAUUGAUGAGAAUAAUGAACCUGGUUGUGCAGCAGUAGGAGAAUUGAAUGUACAAGGUUUAGUUAAUCUUGCUGAUAACUUAGAAGAGGAUGGUGGUUUUUGGCUUGUACCGGGUUUUCAUAAAUAUAUCGCGCAAUGGGCAGUCGAACAUGAAUCAUUACGCAAGAAAUUUGGGCGACACUAUCAAUUUCUUCUAUUUGAUAAAGAUGAUAUUCCUGAUAUGUACGCUGCUGCUUGUCAUAUUUCUACACGUGCUGGUUCAGCUAUUUUAUGGGAUCAACGUACGAUGCAUGGCUCACGAGCAAAUGCUAGUCUACGUCCUCGUUUUGCACAAUUUUUUAAAAUGUUUCCUACACAACAUCCUGCUAUGACAUUAGAACGAGCAGAAUAUAGACGUCAAGCAAUUCUUGCAGAACUUCAAGAAGCAAAUAUCGACCCUAACACAGAUCUUACUCCAUUAGGUAGAAGAAUCUUUGGACUUGAAUAA